AAACCGCAGUGAAAACAGGGCUAUCAGUUCCACUCGGCCGUCAUUAGACCCGAGCUUCCCUGUGACCCCGGGGGCUUGAACUCUGCCGGUCACAUGACCCGCCCGUAAACUGACCAGCGGGGCCGGCUGAGGCGGAGAGCACUGAGGGAGCAGUGUGCUGCGGGGAGAGGUGGAGGACACACGCAGGGACACGCAGGGACACGCAGGCACGGAGCCAGGAGCGCCAUGGGGCAGAGUCCCCACGCCAGGGGUCCUCUCUGUAGCUGAGAAUAUACCGAGUGGCCGACAGGCAUUGCGCAGGACAGCCGCAAGAAGAAUGAGAUGGAUACGUGGGAAGAUGACCAGGCAGAGCAGCGCACGUGCCUCAUCUGCGGUGACCGCGCCACGGGCCUGCACUACGGCAUCAUCUCCUGCGAGGGCUGCAAGGGCUUCUUCAAGCGCAGCAUCUGCAACAAGCGCGUCUACCGCUGCAGCCGCGACCGCAACUGCGAGAUGUCGCGCAAGCAGCGCAACCGCUGCCAGUACUGCCGUCUGCUCAAGUGUCUGCAGAUGGGCAUGAACCGCAAAGCAAUCAGAGAGGAUGGGAUGCCUGGGGGUCGGAAUAAAAGCAUCGGGCCUGUUCAGAUCUCGGAUGAGGAGAUUGAGCGGAUCAUGUCUGGCCAGGAGUUCAAGGAGGAAGCCAGCCUACCGGAGCACACCUGGAGUAACAACGGCGACAGCGACCACAGCUCCCCCAGCAACGGCGUCUCUGAGGGCAACCAGCCCUCGCCGGCCUCCACCUUGUCAUCAAACCGCUCUCUGGAGAUGAAUGGCUACUCAUCGGCGCUCCGGGAACAAUACAUGGGCACACCGGUGGCACCGCACUACCCGUUCCUGCCGCACCUCUUCGGCUACGCUGCAGCAGCGCAGUCGGGCCUGCUGCCCCCCCAGCCCCGGAACCUGUACCCCCAAUCGCAAACACUCAUCUCCCAGCUGGUGGCCGCUGAGGAAAUGGCACCCCUGGGAACCCCCAUGCUCAUCGAGGACGGGUACAAGGUGACCCAGGUGGAGCUCUUCGCCCUGCUCUGCCGGCUGGCAGACGAGCUGCUCUUCCGGCAGAUCUCCUGGGUGAAGCGACUGCCCUUCUUCUGUGAGCUUUCCAUCGAGGACUACACCUGCCUGCUGAGCGCCACUUGGCAGGAGCUGCUGCUGCUCUCCUGCCUGACCAUCUACAGCGGCCAGGUCUUCGGCGACCUGGCCGACGUCACUGCCAAGUACACGCCGUCCGACGACGAGCUGCAGGGGUUCAGUGAGGACAGCAUGGAGGUGAUGGAGAGGCUGAUAUAUCUGUUCCGCAAGUUCCACCAGCUGAAGGUCAGCAGUGAAGAGUACGUCUGCAUGAAGGCCGUCAACUUCCUCAACCAAGAUAUUCGGGGGCUGACCAACGUAUCCCAGCUGGAACAGCUGAACAAGCGUUACUGGUACGUCUGUCAGGACUACACGGAGUACAAGUACCCGCACCAGCCUAAGCGGUUUCCGGAGAUUAUGAUGUGUUUGCCGGAGAUCCGCUGCAUUGCAGGAAAGCUGGUGAGUGUGCCCCUGGAACAGCUCCCCCUGCUCUUCAAAGCUGUUCUGCACUCCUGCAAGUCUAGCCUGAAUAGCUACAGGACAGGGACCUCCCCCUGCAUCACCACAGGCACCACCCCCGGGAACUAAGCCACGCCCACCGAGCCCGCUUAGCGAGGGACCAGAGGGGGACUGCACCCCCCUUUUUGUGAAUGUGACAAGCAGCUAUUUUAAGCUAUUAUCUCUUUAUAUUUAUUUCACGACAGAGCUGAAUGUAUGACGACCUACGCAAUGCACACGCUUCUGUACAAACUACUGCACAAAUGACGCCUCGGUCUUCACAGUUUACAAGUGUGUGUUUGAUCGUUUAAUGUAACCGCUUUGCCAUUUUAGGGCUAGCUUUUAUAGAUGUAUUUUAUUUCUUUCGUAAUGCGGGGUUAUUGCAUCAGAUGAAUUAUGUUUUAUUGUAAGACUACCUCAUGAACAUAGUUUUAUUAUUCCAGGUACCGUUUCUCCCCUCUCUAGAAAAUGUUCCCCAGUCUAAAUUUUGUUAUCGAUAUUUUUUUUCCUCCUAAACCAAAAAGUCGCCACAUCCGGCAGUGUUGCUCAACAGCUGCAACUGUCACGAAAAUCCCCGCGUUUCCCGAUUAGACCAGUGUUAGAUAUGCAUCAUGGGAAACACUGGGCUGUCUUCAGAAAAACGCGGGUUCGAAUGUAUUCAGGCCAGCUUCUCUGAGAUUGCGAUUUGUAGGCUGGUUGCUCAGGCCUUGGCUGGGAAGAUGAGCUUCGAUGUGUAGCAACUGCUAUCAAGCUAACCAGCUUCUUGAUGAUAUUCUCUACUUCUGUGUGUCAUCUGGAAGCCUUAAGAAGACGGGAAAUAUAUAUAAUAGACAUCAGAGUUAGACUGAAACCUCUGAUUUGUUCAGUCUUUUAAAUGGUUAAUUAGAUUCACUUUUUAUUUUAGAUUUACUCAAAAGGCUAUAUAUAUAUAUAUAUAAAUAUAUAUAUACACACACACACGUUGAUAGAUUUAUUUGUUGUGCCAGGAUUGCCUCAUAGCAGAGCUGUAUGCCGAGGUCUGGCUCCCCAGAAGGUUUGCUUGUCGUUUUUCUGCUGUCAUGCGGCUUGCUAACGAAAAAAAAAAUUUAUACGGGUAUUUUCUACAAUCCUGGACUGGGGAAAAAGGGGAGUGGGGGGAGAAAGAGAGUGAGGUGUGUUUUUAUGUUUGCUUGUUUUUUUUUGUUUUUUUUUUUCCUCUCCUUGCUUUUUGACCAAAGUGUAGGAAUAUUAUGCAAGAUGUUUUUGAGCGCCCUCUACAGGAGUGGUGGUGUAGGGCCAGCGUCCAUGGCCCUGCUAAAGGCAUGAGCCAGUCCGACAGAUGCAGCUGACGUCUUGCAGUCGGGGAGAUGGGUGGGAUUGCCCUGAGCCGCAGAGCUGGAGUCAGUGUCCCCCCCGGGGGUCCAAACAGUGACUUUCACCUGGUGGUGAAUCACCUGCUUCCGGUUCCUGUCGGUUUUCUGUGACCUGAAAUGCAUUUCUGCCUGGUUAUAAACAGGACAUUGGCCCUGCCUCCCCAUACGAAAUAUUGAUGGGUGCAAUUCUUUCCAGUAUUUUAGUGCUAAAUUUGAGAUUUGCAUUUUGUAAAAUCUGCCAGGUGUGUCAGAGUUUGGCUGUAGGUUAGAGAAAGGUCUGAAAACAAGACGGUUCUCUCCAUGCCAUGACCACACCCCCAGCUCUGCGCUUGCUCCCAUUGGUUGCUCAUUAGCUCAUCGGAGCUCUCAUUGGUCCUUUCUCAUGUCCUCUAGGACUUGUGUUAAAACAGGGUAAAGUGAAUGUAUUUUUAUUGCAUUCGGAAGUUACUCAGAUGUCGCUAUGCCGAUUUUACAUGUAGAGUUUGUAGCUGUAGGUUUUAGGAUAUUGUAGCUUGUUUCAGUAGGCACGUUCUUGUCUGUAUUCCUUUGUUUUUAUUAUUUUUUUUUGGGGGGGAGGGAGUCUUUGGUUUGAAGAGUACAUUUGAUGAUCUGGAAUAUCAAAACUCAGAAGUUCAAACCAGGGAAAAUUUGGAUUUGGCUUAAUCUUUAAUGGAAACGUGUGGCUGUUGGUGAAGGAGAGUGGAUUCAGUGAUGAUUCCUGCGGAUGGAUUUAAGGCUGCACAUCAUCUCAGGACCCAGCAGAGGAUGGGGUGCUACAGAGUGCCAGAGCACCUCCCCGAGGAUGAGCGCUGAAUGGUCUCACCAGCCAUUGUCUAAGCAAAGAACAUUCCAGAAAUGCUAAAUGUACUUUUUAAAAACAAAAAAAAAAGAAAUGUAAGUGUUUACAAUUUGCACCAGACAAUGACAAAAUGACAAGCGAUACCAAAGGCUUGGCUUCGCUGUAUCCGAGCUGUUUGUUCAAACCGCGUUUGGCCUUUUCCCCUCAGUGUGUCACUGUCACACGCCCACAGCCGUCUGCCGGCAUUUUUGGAUUUUCAACGGAAGUGGCGCCAAAGGGCCUUAGAUGCCCGUUUCUCUUUCAUUUUGUUUCAUCGGCUUCAGCUCGAGUGUUUAUCUUCCAUUUAAUCCAUAUGAAUAGUUACUGCAAAUAUUUAGAAUUUUCUGCGAGGGUUUAUUUGAGAUUUUUUCCCCCACGUUCUUUGAAGUGAAGGCUUUUCCUUUGUCUCUUUCUGCUUCGUCCCCCGUUCUUGCGGAGAGCCUGUCAGAUGCCCGCCAGGGUCUCGUCUCCUUCCUGGAUGCCGACUACAGGGGGGGCGCCGGGUUCAGCCCUUCAGAAGUUCCACCUUCAGCUGGUUGAAUUCUGAUGAAGGAAUGUGUUGGAGACCAGGUGUAUUUGAGCUCAGGUCCAGAUGGGGGUGGGCGCCGAACGUGCACUGCACCCUCCAAAAAGCUCAGGGAUGGACAUGAGGCCUUAGGGACGCCCGUGUCCAGAAGCGCAUGUCUGGGUAGCGGUGACCUCUGACCCUGCGAGGCCUAGGCUACAACGUUCUUUCACAAGCCGGUGCUCACAAAUGUUUUUGUAGGUCUCCAGUGGUGAGUGAUGUUCUUGAUCUGUCCUGUCUGCCUGAGAUUUAGUACUACCGAGUCCUGCUUGCACCCACG
Molecule: messenger RNA, 4640 nt
Organism: Brienomyrus brachyistius
Lineage: Eukaryota; Metazoa; Chordata; Actinopteri; Osteoglossiformes; Mormyridae
Product: nuclear receptor subfamily 6 group A member 1-A
Exons: 9
Coding region: 322-1695 (457 amino acids)
Biological process (GO): regulation of DNA-templated transcription
Molecular function (GO): DNA-binding transcription factor activity; sequence-specific DNA binding; zinc ion binding
Source: RefSeq, a predicted model, not a curated record